Messenger RNA from Closterium sp. NIES-65, 2796 nucleotides. Lineage: Eukaryota; Viridiplantae; Streptophyta; Zygnematophyceae; Desmidiales; Closteriaceae. The record is from the annotation of a GenBank genome assembly.
AUGAGGUGUGCUCAUGACAAUGGUGCAUCCACUCGGCGGCUGCAGUACCUGGUGGACGGGUUCUUCGUGGACAACUACACACGCAGCAUUGACCUGGUUCUCAUCACUCGUAAUGCCAAUGAGCAACUGUUCACCGCCACCAAAGCCACCCUCUCCCUUCAGCCGGGCGGCAGCAUGGACGCUACUUUCCUAAUCCAGCCGGUCAACGUGGAAUACUACGACCUGAAUGUGACAAACAACGUGAUACGGCUCGUCCUGGAGCUGCUGUUUGUGGCCGGCGUGGUUUGGAACGUAGUGGAGGAGGUGAAGGAGAUGAUGAUAUCAAUGGCAGUGCUAUCCGGGCAGAGCUUCAACAUGCAGGCACGCUACAACAUCUACUACACUCUGGAUGAGUACCCGCGCUACUGGGCCCUCCCCAACCCGCCCUCGGGGUACCUGGCUGCAGUGGCUGCUGCUGACAAACUGGGCAGUAUUAUCAACACGAGCUCAGCUUACUUCGCUCUGCAGGGCAUGAAUGUGUUCAUCAUGGUGCUGCGAGUGCUCAAGCUGAUGGACUUCCAGCCGCACAUGGGCAUCAUCACUCGCUCCAUCCGCGUCGCCCUCCCCUCCAUCCUGCACUUCUUCCUACUCUCCCUGGCUGUCUUCCUCGCCUAUGCCACCUAUGCCUACCUCGUGUUCGGCAUGACCAUGGCACAGUUCAGCACCCUGUGGGGUGCCAUGCAAACCUGCUUCCUCAUUAUCCUCAACGACAACAGUGUGCAGUACUUUUUUCAGCACAUGGAGAGCUGGCAAUACGUCGCGGCGAUGAUCUUCUGGUUCUCCUUCGUCAUCAUCUUCUUCUUUGUGCUCUUCAACUUCCUCAUCGCCAUCAUUGUUGAUGCGUUCAUGGAUGUGAAGGACGCAGCAGAGAGUGCAUCGGCAAUAUACGAGGACAUGUACCUCAUCGUGCUGCGCUUCUUCCGCCGUGUUGCAACGCCUUAUAGCGAGUACAGCCGCCUGCUGCGGCACCUCAUUCGCCUGGGAGCAGUGGACACAGCCCAUACGGUCAUGGAGAAAAGCCUGUGGCAAUCGGCACAGCAGAGCCUUGCUAGGAGCCUUCGGCACAGCCCAGCAAGGGAAGGGGGCAGCAAGCAUGUGAGCAGUGGUGGGGCAAAUGGCAACAGCAGCGGCGGCAGUGACAGUAGGGCAAGUGAUAGGGGCAGCAAGAAUGGCAGUAUGGGCAGCAGGGGCUGCAGCAGGGAGGGCAUGAAGGAAUUAGUAGUGGAGGAUGGUGUGGAUGAUAGUGGGUCAAGGAGAGGUGGGUUGGAGGAUGGGCGACGAGGGGGAGCAGAAGUUGCGGAGGAGGGGAAGUUGGGGACGGAAGAGAGAGAAGCUCUGGUAAGGGUGCAGCGGCAGGGGAUGAUUGAUGGUAAAGCGGUCAUGAUGAGGGUGCAAGGGCGGGGGAUGUUGGGAUUGGGAGGGAUGGUGGAUGCAGCUUCUGGCGCGCCUCAUAGGCUGCAAGGGGCAGGAGCUGAAGCUUCCAGAAUGGACACAAUCUCUGAGGCGCCUCAACGGCUGGAAGGGGGAGGGGCUAAAGGUCGGAUCAGAAUGCAAGACGAGGGGAUGGAAGAAGCAGAGAGAAUUCAACCAGGCGUGAGUGAGAGAGACGAGGGGGAUGAGGGUCUUAGGAGUGGCACGGAGGUAGUGAGAGAUGGUGGGAGUAAGUUCUCGGGAGUGUCUGCUGCCAGAUCUGCUGCUGAAGGUACGGAGAGCAGCAAAGGAAGCAGCGGCAGCGGCAGCAGCACCAUGGAAGCGGGUAGCAGCACCAUGGAAGCGGGCAGCAGCACCAUGGAAGCGGGCAGCAGCACCAUGGAAGCGGGCAGCAGCACCAUGGAAGCGGGCAGCAGCACCAUGGAAGCGGGCAGCAGCACCAUGGAAGCGGGCAGCAGCACCAUGGAAGUGGGCAGCAGCAGCAAUAGCAGCGGCGGCAGCAAUAGCAGCACGUUGGGGACAAGCAGCAGCAGUGGCAGCAGAAGGGGGAGUGCGGGGGUGCGGAGCAGGGACGAGGUGCCGCACUCCAGAGGGGGGAGUGCCAUGGUGCGGUCGCUCCGAAGGCGAGUAAGCUUCUGGCGGGAGGACUCACUGGAGGAGCGGCAGCGGGUGGUGGCUGUCGGGGGCAGGCACCUCAACGCCCUCUCGCUCUCUGCUAUUCUGCAACGCGCGCUAGCCAGAAAGCUGCGCUCUGUCCCUCCUCGCUACACCCACCACCUGGAAUCCAUCGACCUCCCUGCACUCGUCAAAGUCCUUCUCUCGGAGACAGGAGAGAACCUGUCCCGUUCCGACCUCAUGGCCCGUGCAAGCUCAGCUGUGGCCAUGUCUCGGCAAAAGCGAGACAUGCUGGCAUUGCAAGAGCGAAUGGGAGCCCUCCAAACAGACCUGACUCAGAGGUUUGAUGAGCUCGAACGUGGGAUUAUGGAUCGGUUACCGAACCAAGGUCAUGAGAAGGCGGGUCGUGAGGUUUGGACGGAGCAGGUGCGGCGAGAGGUGGAUGCUGCUCGGAAGGAGGCUCGGCGGGAGGCCUGGGAGCAGGCACGACAGGAGCUUGAGGAGGCUCGGCGUGAGGCACGAGAGGCUCGGGAGGAAGCUCGGAGGGAGCGGGAAGGGUUUGGGGAGAUGCUGAGGGAGUUGAAGAGGGAGAUGCAACUGCUUCGGGUGGUGGGGGAGAGGAGAGAGAAGGGACGAGGGGACGAGAGAGGGGACGGGAGAGGGGAGGAGAGAGGGGAGGAGGGAGGAGGGAAUGUGGAAGUGGGACCUUAA